AGGCCUUUCGGCUCCAACGAGAUUUUGGGCAUCCGAGAGGACACCAUGGCGCUGGCCUUGGGUCAGCCCUGUCGGCUCCCAGGAUGGGCCACCGCUCCCACCGCACCACUCCGACCAUCCGCACAGCGCGCCCCUCUCAGCCGCCCGGCUCCCUGCGGCGUGGCCUUGGGCGCGCUGGCGGCCGCGGUCCACGCGCGCGCGGGGCGCGGUGCUCGCAGCGUGAGAAAGGCAGAACCUGAUCAGCCGGCGCCCAGCAGGGAACCAGAGAUUGAUCCCAGGCGGCAGGAUCCACCAGGCACCACGCCUCCAGUGCGUAUGCCCAUGGUGGACACGGGGAGUGGUGAGAAGAUCGAUGUCAUGUCCAAGCUCUUGGAGGAUCGGAUCAUCAUCCUCGGUGGCGAGGUGAAGGAUGAAAUGGCCCAAGUCCUUGUGGCGCAGAUGUUGUAUUUGGCCAAUUUAGAUCCCAACCAGGACAUCACCAUGUACAUCAACUCCCCUGGCGGGUCUGUCUCGGCCGGCAUGGCCAUCUAUGACACCAUGCAGUUCAUCCCUUGCGAUGUGAACACAGUGUGCUUCGGCAUGGCCGCCUCGAUGGGCUCCUUCUUGCUGGCAGCCGGCACCAAGGGCAAACGCAAGAGUUUGCCCAACUCACGUAUCAUGAUCCAUCAGCCGUUGGGCGGUGCACAGGGCCAAGCCUUGGACGUGCGCAUCCAGGCGCGAGAGAUUCUCCAUCUGCGUGAGAUCUUGAACAUGCACUUGGCCGAUGCAACCGGCCAGCCCAUCGAACAGAUUGCCAAGGAUUGUGAUCGAGACAACUUCAUGACGCCCGAGGAGGCGAAGGACUAUGGCCUCAUCGACGAGAUCACACCCACCAAGGCGUGGCCACGGAUCCAGAAGCCCAAGCGACCGGAACUGUAAGGAUGGUGAAGACGUGGAUGGUCAUAUCGGAACCGAUCCCCAGCGCUCCCAGCCCUGUCGCAGGUCUUGGGUAUCGCUUUGUCCAGUGAGGGCAUCGCUGGAGAUAUAGUUUACGGUAGCCAUAGCCCCACAAGGGGCCAAGACAGCAACGCAGCUGUGGCUCUAUGUAAGCGGAAGCAUGUAGUUUGGCUUUGCAGCAACAGAGGUGCCGAUGAAUUUGAGGGAUGUUCGAACCAAAAAGAACAUGGAACCAUUUGAAUCACCAACGGAAGGGACAGCUGGCUCUUUGCUUACACAAGGCUGCCGUGCCUGACAAGCUGAGCGAAGGAUAUAAGAUAAUGAGUGCCAAAUGGGUUUCCUUCGUUUUACACUUACGUUUGGCAACCAGAUGCCACCAGUAAAGCCCAAUUUGGAAGUAAAUAUGACGUAUAUAGGUUGCUUGGACAAGCGCCCCCUCUAUCCUGUCUUAC
Molecule: messenger RNA, 1388 nt
Organism: Durusdinium trenchii
Lineage: Eukaryota; Dinophyceae; Suessiales; Symbiodiniaceae
Source: the annotation of a GenBank genome assembly